AUGAGUCAAAAAUUAGUUUAUAAAAGUAUCAUUGGUUCAUUUUUACUGAGCAUUGGAAACGAUGGGAAGUUGAAUUAUUCUUUACCUGUUUUACAUCAAAUAGUUCUUGGUUAUUGUAAAGAUCUAGACUUUGAUGCAUUGUAUUUACUUUAUCGUUUCAUUCAUGAAACGAUCGAUCAAAUUUUACUAACAAAAUUUAUUACUCCAUUUAAGAACAAAAGGGAGGAAAUGACUCACUUAUUUAAUGAGAAUUCUAUUGAUAAUGCAAAGGUAAUUUCAUUUUGUUAUUGUAUUAUAAAAGACUGGCAAAAUUGGUUAAAAAUUAUAAGUUUGUGUGAUCUGGUUUUCAGCAUAUUGAAUAAGGAUGAAAAAAUUAAUACCGUUUUAGGAUGUACAAACUCAAUUGUGGAAUAUGGAAAGUUUAGAUUUAUUGAAGCUUAUUUUGACCAUAGAGAUAUGAAAACUUGGCCCUUAGGAAUUGAAAAAAUAUCGAAUUUCAAUGAAGAGUUUGAAAAAAACUUAAAAUUAAUUCGUUUGACUUAUCACGAAUUAAGUCUGCUUUAUGUACAAGAAAAAUAUUUUAAUGGGAAUCCAGAAAAUAUCCAAUAUCUUGAAGCUUACGAGAAAUGUACCAGAUUUUUCGCAGAGAUACUUCCUAUUUCUGCUUUUGAAUUUAUGGUGGCUUUUUCAAGAGAUAACAUUAGCGCUAGUCUAAAGAACUUAAAGUCAAUCAAUAUAAAAGGUUGGUACAAAGCUCAUGGAUCCCAUGACCUUGAAAAAUAUUUAAAUUUAAUUGAGGAAGAGAUUUUAUAUAAUGAAGAGAUUAGCAAUGGUUAUAAAAAUGAAUACUUGGUCUUUGAAAUUUCACUAGUUUCCGCAAUUUCUAAGAACUUAGAAUUUACCUUUGAGAAUCUACUAAUUAAAGAAUUUGUUUUUAUAAUGGAAAACCAAAAAAAAUUAGAAAGAGUGGUCAAAAUUUUAUCAUACGCAUCAACAACAGCAGGAGCAAAUCAAAGAGCGUUUUUAAAACAAUGGCAAAAAUACCAUGAACUUAAAUUUGACAAUGCAAUUUUACAAAACAGUCAAGGUAAAGCUGAUAUUAUACAAAGUAUUUCCUUUAUUUUGAGUUGUUUCGAGCAUCGUGAACUUCUACAGAAUUGCAUAUUAAAAUAUGAUUUGCCCGGGGUUAAUUACGAUAUAGAUGAGUUUUUAUUUGAGUUCAAAAUGAGUGAAAGAGAUUUAUUAGAUAAACCUAAAAUUAAGAAUUUUAUUUCAAAAAUUAUAUUAAAAUAUUGUGAUUUGUAUUUUAAAUUUAAAGAAAAAAUACCAUUUGCAACAUUUUCACAAACGGUUUUGACUAUCUAUGAUUAUUCAGAUGAGUUCAUAGCUCAAUAUACAAAAGAUCUUUCAAGAAGAUUAUUGUUAGGGAAAAAACUAAAUUUAUCAGAAGAAAGAAGGGUAGUUAGUCUAUUUACUAAAAGCUCACCUGCUUUUGAUAGUCAAAGACCAAUGACUUUAAUUGAUGAUAUUGAAUUUGCGAAAACACAACAAGUCUCAACUGAUUCUAAUGGGAAGCUUAUUGAUUUUAAAUCGUUACUUUUACAACGAGAUAGCUGGAGAGAUAUUCCAGAUGAAAGUUUUGCUCACUUAAAAAUACCGCAAGAUAUGCAGAAUAUAUUGCAACAAGUUUCACAAAAAAAAUUUGAUAAAAAAUUGGACUGGUCACAUUACAAACUUCAUAAAUUAUCAAUAACUGGACAAUUUUCAAAUAACAGAGAAAUUAUAAUAAAUUGUAAUCUACUUCAGGCCAUAAUUAUUCUAUCAUUUAACAAAUCAGACAAAUUAAGUAUCAAUCAGUUAUUGAAUAAUUUUAAUAUGGAAUCCAAUUUAUUAAAUUCUAUUUUACAAACUUUUAAAGGUAAUUCAAACAUAUUAAUCCAAAAAAAUGAUACAAUAUUAUUUAAUAGAAAAUUUAAAAAUAAAUCUGGCGUUGUUAAUUUACCUCCUAUAAAAAAUGGUUCUGCUAAAAAUAGUAGAGAGGUUUCUAUCGACAAGGAUACUACAAGUAAUGAUGAAUGA
This is a messenger RNA of Lodderomyces jiufengensis, 2079 nucleotides long. RefSeq lists its product as uncharacterized. The record is from RefSeq and is a predicted model, not a curated record. NCBI's taxonomy places the organism in Eukaryota, Fungi, Ascomycota, Pichiomycetes, Serinales, Debaryomycetaceae. The transcript has a single exon. Gene Ontology annotation, biological process: ubiquitin-dependent protein catabolic process. Gene Ontology annotation, molecular function: ubiquitin protein ligase binding. Bases 1 to 2079 code for a protein of 692 amino acids.